CAGGCGAGUGGCGGCGGCGCCGGUAGCGCGGACAGCUGGCGCGCGGGCCAUGGCUCUCUGGGCGGGGGCCGAGCUCUCGGCGCUGAACCCGCUGCCCACGCUGUGGCUCGUGCUGGCCGCCGCCUUCCUGCUGACCCUGCUGCUGCAGCUCCUGCCAUCCGGCCUGCUCCCGAGCUGCGCGCUCUUCCAGGACCUGAUCCGCUACGGGAAAACCAAGAGCUCCGGGCCGCCGCGCCCUGCCGCCUGCCGGGCCUUUGAUGUCCCCAAAAGAUACUUUUCUCACUUCUAUAUCACCUCAGUACUGUGGAAUGGCUUCCUGCUUUGGUGCCUCACUCAGUCCUUGUUCCUGGGAGUGCCUUUUCCAUACUGGCUUCAUAGUUUGCUCAGAAUUCUGGGGGCUGCCCAGUUCCAAGGGGGUGAGCCUGUGCUGUCUGCAUUCUUGGUCCUCGUGUUCUUAUGGCUGCACAGCUUCCGCAGACUCCUGGAGUGCCUCUACAUCAGCGUCUUCUCCAAUGCCAUGAUUCAUGUGGUGCAGUACUGCUUCGGAAUGGUCUACUACAUCCUUGUCGGCCUGACUGUGCUGAGCCAAGUGCCAAUGGAUGACAGGAACGUUUAUGUAAUAGGGAAAAAUCUACUGAUGCAAGCGCGGUGGUUCCAUGUCCUUGGAAUGUUGAUGUUCAUCUGGUCAUCUGCCCAUCAGUAUAAAUGCCAUGUCAUUCUCAGCAAUCUCAGGAAAAAUAAAGCAGGAGUGGUCAUUCACUGCGACCACAGAAUCCCUUUUGGAGACUGGUUUGAAUAUGUUUCUUCCCCUAACUACUUAGCAGAGCUGAUGAUCUACAUUUCCAUGGCCGCCACCUUUGGGUUCCACAACCUAACUUGGUGGCUAGUGGUGACAUAUGUCUUCUUCAACCAGGCCCUUUCUGCUUUCCUCAGCCACAAAUUCUACAAAGGCAAAUUUGUCUCCUAUCCAAGGCAUAGGAAAGCUUUCCUGCCAUUUUUGUUUUAAGAUAACCUCAGUCACAAAGAGUGCAAAGAAGGUGACACAUUCAACCAUGAAGGACAACGAAGUCCAGAGACCAAAGUGCGGGUUCUGCAGAACUGUUUGAAACUCUCUGUUCCGUUUUCAUACCCCAAAAGUUUCCACUAAAUGAGCAAGAUAUUACCCCUUAAGAAAAUGAAUCUUGAAAGUGUCUUCAAAGAAGAAAUACUCUGACAGAUC
Messenger RNA from Nycticebus coucang (slow loris), 1219 nucleotides. It is a transcript of the gene SRD5A3, whose product is annotated as steroid 5 alpha-reductase 3. Gene Ontology annotation, biological process: dolichol-linked oligosaccharide biosynthetic process; polyprenol catabolic process. Gene Ontology annotation, molecular function: 3-oxo-5-alpha-steroid 4-dehydrogenase activity. The record is from RefSeq and is a predicted model, not a curated record. Bases 50 to 1006 code for a protein of 318 amino acids. Gene Ontology annotation, cellular component: endoplasmic reticulum. The transcript is spliced from 5 exons. Lineage: Eukaryota; Metazoa; Chordata; Mammalia; Primates; Lorisidae.